AUGGCUUGUUCAAAACGAUUUGAUGUAAAGAAAUAUGUUCCUGGAUCUGAUGCUGAUGCAGAAGAUAUAUUUACUUUUCCAUAUAUUGUUGACGAAAACACGAUAAAUUAUAUCAAAAGUCAUGGAAGAAUCAUGUUCAUUAUUAGAGGAAUGCCUGGAACAGGCAAGAGAUCACUCAGCAAAUUAAUUGCCAAUGCAUAUCCAGGAUCUGAUAUUUUGAGUGCCGACAACUAUUUUAAUGCAACGUUUACAUCUCAAAUGAGGUCUAAAGAUAGCAAAAGAGAGUCUCAUUUAUAUUGCCACAAGAAUGUUCUUAAAGCCUGUAAAAAAAAUGUGCAUCCCAUCAUAGUAUGUAAUUCUCAUGUGAAAAAAGUAGAAAUGGAUGAAUAUUUGAAAAUUGCAUCUAAAUUUAACUAUACCAUAAUAAUGGCGGAUACUUCUCACAAGUUUAUUAUAACCCCAGAGAUUUUAGCUAAAAGUAAUGCACAAGGCCUUGAUGUUUGUUAUUUCAAAAAUAGAAUGAAGCAGUGGGAAGUGAUUUUCCCAUUUUGUACUGGCUGGUUCAUCAGCCCUCAUGACUCCCAUCAUAUCAUUAAUGAGCUAUUGAACCUUCUAGAAGUGCUCCAAGUUAAUCAAACAUUUUUCAGCUAUUUAAACUUAAAUGAAAAAGGUGACUUGAAUAGUAUUUAUUUGGGCAAGGAACUACUCUUUUGUGUUGCUGGCUGUGGAACUAAUAAUUUUAAUCCUGAAAUGAAGAGAUAUUAUUCAUCAAGAGAAGUCAAAGGGUAUAAUGGCCAAUGCUUUGAAAUUCAGAUAUUUGCUUUUGUUUUUACUCAGUCAGAUAUUUUAGCUCUUGUGCACAUAGAUGAAGACGUGAAAAAGCUCAUUUUUAGACAGAGCAGCAAAACAGAUGUACCUGAUGAACCACGUCCGGAAAAGUCUGAUGCGGACCAAAUCAGUUCUAGUUUACGUAAAAUGAAUGUUGAUGCAAAUGCAAACUUGAAAGAGUAUAGUAAAACUGUCCCCCACUUCAGCAGCUUUCAAGCUCUUCUAAACCUUGCUUUAAGGAAAUCAGAUAUUUUAGCUCUUGUGCACAUAGAUGAAGACGUGAAAAAGCUCAUUUUUAGACAGAGCAGCAAAACAGAUGUACCUGAUGAACCACGUCCGGAAAAGUCUGAUGCGGACCAAAUCAGUUCUAGUUUACGUAAAAUGAAUGUUGAUGCAAAUGCAAACUUGAAAGAGUAUAGUAAAACUGUCCCACUUCAGCAGCUUUCAAGCUCUUCUAAACCUUGCUUUAAGGAAAGUAUUGAUGUUAAAAAUAUUUCAAUAUUUGUUUAG
This is a messenger RNA of Uloborus diversus, 1338 nucleotides long. Its product is annotated as 2',3'-cyclic-nucleotide 3'-phosphodiesterase-like. The coding region runs from base 1 to 1338 and encodes 445 amino acids. NCBI's taxonomy places the organism in Eukaryota, Metazoa, Arthropoda, Arachnida, Araneae, Uloboridae. Gene Ontology annotation, molecular function: 2',3'-cyclic-nucleotide 3'-phosphodiesterase activity. The transcript is spliced from 7 exons. Gene Ontology annotation, biological process: cyclic nucleotide catabolic process. The record is from RefSeq and is a predicted model, not a curated record. Gene Ontology annotation, cellular component: cytoplasm; membrane.